AUGGAUGGACAUACAGCUAUCGAGCAACAGUGGCAGCAGAGAAUCAACAACAUUGACAGACGACAUCGCCAGCGAGUGGUGCCGAUGAGGGUUUUGGUGCUUGGGCUGAGCCGCACAGGAACAAAUUCACUGCGAAAUGCUCUCCGGCAGCUAGGGUACAGUUCGACAUAUCAUGGCUACGCGGCGGCUCUGGAGAAUCCGCGAGACUGUGAGAUGUGGCUUGCGGCUCUGCGUGCGAAGUUUAAAGGUACCGGGACGUUGUUUGGCAGAGAAGAGUUCGAUCGACUGCUAGGGCACUGUCAGGCCGUGACAGAUAUCCCCGCUGUCUGCUUUGCAAAGGAGUUGAUCGAGGCAUAUCCCGACGCAAAGGUCAUUCUGAGCAAUAGAAAUGUGGAUGAGUGGCACAAGUCCGUCAUGUGCAACCUUGUCACACCCACCUACAGCUUCUCAUCCGCUCUGCUGGCUCGAGCGGCUUGGGCUUCCAGGAGCACCAGUCGCUGGAGCCGGCCGGUUGCCAUUCUCAUCUUCGAGAAGUUCUUCAAGGGCUUCGCUGUGAAGGGAAAGGAUGUGUAUCGAUCACACUACCAAGCUGUCCGAUCUUUGGUGCCGAAGGAGAGACUGCUUGAGUACAACAUCAAGGACGGGUGGGAACCACUCUGCAAGUUUUUGGAGCAGGAGGUCCCACGGUGCUCCUUCCCAAAUGGCAAUGAAGGAGAAGCAACUCAGAAGCUUAUUCGGGAACUCAAGACUCGUGAGGUAAAGCUGGCAGGUGGUAAGCUUGCAAUCCUCUUGGCGAUGCUGCUGGUGGUGUACUGCUCGUGGUGCGUUGCCUGUGGCCGAUACCCAGCAGUUCUUGGGUGA
This is a messenger RNA of Fulvia fulva, 861 nucleotides long. RefSeq lists its product as uncharacterized. The coding region runs from base 1 to 861 and encodes 286 amino acids. The transcript is spliced from 4 exons. Lineage: Eukaryota; Fungi; Ascomycota; Dothideomycetes; Mycosphaerellales; Mycosphaerellaceae. The record is from RefSeq and is a predicted model, not a curated record.